This is a messenger RNA of Phalaenopsis equestris, 3346 nucleotides long. RefSeq lists its product as uncharacterized. NCBI's taxonomy places the organism in Eukaryota, Viridiplantae, Streptophyta, Magnoliopsida, Asparagales, Orchidaceae. The transcript has 10 exons. The record is from RefSeq and is a predicted model, not a curated record. The coding region runs from base 231 to 3092 and encodes 953 amino acids.
CCAUCUUCCACCAAAAAAAUAAUAUUCUUUACCAAAGAAUCUACAGGGCCCCUAGAAGCCUAUUUCAUGUGGAAAGGAACGUGGGACUGAACUAGCAGAACUUCCUGCUAGGCCAUAGCCAGAAGGUAUAAACCAGAAAGGUCACCUACCUCUGCAAGAGAAAAGCUCCAUGGAUUAAUGGCGGAGAACUCACCUCAGUUUCCUCUCCAGGUUCUUAACAGGCAAUUCCCAUGAGUUGCAGAAGGAAGGGCACCCUAAUCCUUCCCAUAGGAAGAUACUUUUUGGCCAUCUGUGCCAUAGCAUCUCACCUUCGUCUUCUCAACUCUGCUUUUUCAGCUCAAUCAUGGUGCCCCCUUCCACCGAACAGAAGCUUAAACACAGAGUUCAAGCAGAGAAUAAACCGAUUCUGGGAGUUCGAAGAGAAGACAAACAGAUGGGUGGAGAUCAGUUUACCUUAUGAUCUGAUUUCGUGCACCAAUGGAAGCUGCAGCAAAGUUGGAUCGAUUAAGAAUUGGGGGGUAAAAACUGGAGGAAAUCCAGAAACGAUGAAUCAACAGAGGAAUAAGGGAAUAGAUUAUAGGAAAGAGAUGGAGGAGCGGUUUGAUCAGGUUUUGCCUGUAAGGAAGAGAUUAUCUAUAACUAGGAUGUCAGAAGCUUCAAUCUGGGUGACAGGGCUGAGUGGAUCAAUAUAUGAACGAUUAUGGAAUGGGUUAAGGUGGGUUGUUGCUCCCCAUGAGUUGCCAAUUUCAGCAGGAGCAGCAGUUUCAGUUUUUAUAAUCAAUCAAACUAUUCUUGCUCUGUCUGAAGCUGGGAUGCUUUAUCAGCUGCAAUUGAAUGAGAACUCUCAGCCUAUCUGGAGUGAAUUUGUUCUGAAAUUUGAACCAAGCAUUGAUGCUACAGAAGAAGAACCAAGCCUAACCAUGAGAAUCAAGACCGGCACGGUAUCCCAUGAUGGAGAGAGGUUGUUCUUGACGACAAUGGAUGGCUCGCUGCUAGAAAUCAUGGAGUUUCAGCCUUUGAGGUGGGAGAAUCAUGGACGACCUCCAGGCGGAGAUGUCUCUUCCCUGGCUGACAAUGGCAUCCUUAAACCAAGUGUUGUGUUCUCAGUAAGUUCCACCGGAGACCUGUAUGAAUUUGACAAGAAAACAAAGCCAUCAUGGAAAAAGCAUAUUUGGAGUGAAGCUUCUGCAGAAGCUGUUCCUUUGGCAGCCUCUAUUGGGUGUACUUUACAUGGCUUAGUGGGAACUCAUUCCCUCUCCUGCUUUCUUGAUUUACAGGAUGGCUUUCUAAUAGAGAGGCGUUUGCACAAAAGGAAAUGGAAAUGGAUGAUUCAUGGAGCACCUAAAGGUCAUCAGUUAAGUGCCAUCACAUUCAUCCAGCAAAAUUUCAUUACUGAAAAGAUGCUGUCAAUUUUCUUCACUACAAAUGACGGGUUCAUAUUUGAAUACCAGCUUCCUAAGUAUUCAGGUGUAAACAGGGAAGAUUAUAUUGAAGGAUUGUGGGUGAACCACAUGCAUCCACAACAUACAAAAAUUGCAAGGGCAGUGAGUGGAGCUCAACUUCAGCCAGGAAGGAUUAUAUUCCCACUAGAUGAUGGAAGAUUAGCAGAGCUGCAUUUAUCCGGAAUGGGCGGCGAAGGUGUAGGCCCAAUUCAUCAGAUCAAUAUAAGAAGAAAAGGAUCAUAUAAGUAUGAAUGGUCAAUCUUAGACACACCAGAAUCCGAAGGGUGGAAUGCGGAAUACUGCACUGAUGAACGUGGACUCUUAAACUGCCUUGCAGGAAUGAACGUCGCUCUUGCAGAUUACGAAGCAGAGGAGCUUGGCAUGGCUGCACCAGGAAGAAGAAUGCAGGCACCAACAAAUCAGCAUUAUUUAUCUUUGCCUAAUCGUGAAAGCAUGGGUACCAUCGAACAAAACAAUUUUCUAACUAAGAGUAUCAAAACUAACUUUCGCAUGAGAGUUAUGCAUCCAGAUAGAUCGUUUUUCCUUGUGUCGGAUAGCGGGCAGACUUUUGAGUACCUAUAUACUGAAAACAUUUGGCUGUGGUUAAGGCAUGAACACCCAACAAGCAUGAAUGGAGCAUUGGGAAGUUAUAAUGGAAGCUUGUUUUUGGUUGAUGUGUAUGGAAGUUUGCUUAUUAGGGAGAGAAUUGAAAACGAUCUUUUGUGGAUCAACUGUACAUCUAUGAAGAAAGGAAAACAAGUUGCAACAGGUCCUCCAUGGGAUGGCAUACCUGGAAAGGCUCGCAGAGUUUCAGCUGAAGAUGCUCUAUUCUUCAUAAAUAAAAGAGGGCGGUUACUGCAGUUUAUGGUUGCACUACGAAAAUUUAAGUGGAAAGACUGUCGAAGCCCUUCGAAUACCAGGAUCGCGUUCAUAGUAGAUCAAGAAGUCUUUAGGAUGAAUAUAAUUUUCGUUGUGGGUAGGAACGGACGACUUUAUCAAUACAACAAACUCACAGAAUUGUGGCAUGAACACUAUCAGUCUCCUCAUUUGGUGCUCUCAAGAUCCCCUGGAACAGCGAUGAGGCCAUCGUUAACAUCACUCGGUGGAUCCAUCUUCAUGAUAUUGGAAAAUGGUGGACUUGUCGAGUACCAUUGGAGCUCUACAUAUGGAUGGGAAUGGGUGGAACAUGGAACUCCUGAUAGAGGUGUUAGGCUAGUAGGAGCACUAGGCCCGUGUCUUGGUGACACUGAAUUGUUCGUAAUUGGGUCAAAUGGUUGUGUUUAUAGAAGACAUUUGGAUGAGAGGACUUGGAAAUGGACAAACUAUGGCUACCCCCAACUAGAAGAUCCAACAGUGGCAGCUAAAGUAGGAUCAAUCAAAGAACAAAUUUGUGCACCAGACGACCACCAAGCUCCGAAUGAGAAGGACGAUCACUAUGCAGAUAAUUUCAGGAAAUACUGCAAUGAGAAGGUUGCUGCAGUACGCCCAAUACCAUUUUCAGAGGAUUCGUUGGUCUUUGAAUUACAGGAUGCAAGGCUUGCAGAGCUGCGAAGAUCCGGCCAGGCAACAGCGGGAUGGGAAUGGAUACGGAUCAUUGGAACACCCACAAGCCUUUGCCUAGCGAAUUACUGGACAGCAGUGGCAUCCUAAAUCAAUGAAACAUAUGCAUACAUAAACCUACAGUAAAGUUCAAAUUUCUGAAAUACACCUAGAAACAAAGAGUAUCCGUAUUGUAGAGUAUAUAAUAUAUGAUGUAGUAAAUACCGGCAGUAUUUGUGAGCCUGGAUGUAGAAAUAUACACAAAUCAAUAAAGAAUGACAUUUACUGAACUGGCAGCAUCAUUCCUUGGCACUUUUGCGGAUGGAUACAGCCAACAUCAAAGCUACAUGUUAUCUCGGACUAAG